Centropristis striata (black sea bass) is the source of this 811-nucleotide messenger RNA. RefSeq names its product transmembrane protein 205 (gene tmem205). Lineage: Eukaryota; Metazoa; Chordata; Actinopteri; Perciformes; Serranidae. The record is from RefSeq and is a predicted model, not a curated record. The transcript has 4 exons. Bases 197 to 775 code for a protein of 192 amino acids.
UGUGUGUGUGUAGUGAGUAAGUGCAAACAAUGCUGCAGAUAUAAAUGAGUGUAACUCUCCGUUAGCUCGGAAGCUAAAUCUUGUUAGCUGUUAUAACGUCUUAUAACGUUGCUGUCUGACUGUGAGCAGCAUAUUAAUAUCAGACUUUGAUCUCUGCUGUUCUGCUAUUUAACGGUUCAAAGAUCAGAGCGUCGUCAUGGCAACAGAGCUGGAGACCACAACAGACCACCUGGUGAAAGUGCUGCACCUCCUGGUGCUCUCCUUCUCCUGGGGAGUCCAGGUCUGGGUCCCGUUCAUAGCAGUGGUAGUGUUCCGGCAGGUCCCCCCUCACACCUUCGGCCUGGUGCAGGGUCAGAUCUUCCCCGUGUACUUCUACUGCCUGCUGGGUAGUAACACCAUCAGCCUGACGGUGUAUGUGGUGUUCCACUGCAGAGAGCUGCUGGACUGGCACCAGAGAGUUCAGAUGGUCCUGUACCUGGUGGCGGUGCUGAUGGCGUGUCUGAACGCCCGCUGGUUGGGCCCGGCGGCGGCGGAGCUGGUGCUCCAGAUGAGGGAGGUGGAGGAGGAGCACGGCCUGGGGGAGCAGAAGGAGCAGGAGGAGCAGAAGGAGCAGAAGGAGGCGUACGCUAAGCUCAGCGAGAAGGACCCCAAGUACCGCGGCUACCGCAGGGCCUUCAGCCGGUACCACGGGUUGGCCAACCUCUGCAACCUGCUCGGCUUCAUCUGCACCACAGCUAACCUCACAUACACCGCCCUCCACCUGUCCUCCAUCUAGACCUCUAGACCAUCUGUCCUCCACCUGUCCUCCAUC